This is a messenger RNA of Exophiala viscosa, 4101 nucleotides long. Its product is annotated as ubiquitin thiolesterase. Gene Ontology annotation, cellular component: cytosol. The transcript has a single exon. Gene Ontology annotation, biological process: protein deubiquitination. Gene Ontology annotation, molecular function: cysteine-type deubiquitinase activity; protein binding. The record is from RefSeq and is a predicted model, not a curated record. Lineage: Eukaryota; Fungi; Ascomycota; Eurotiomycetes; Chaetothyriales; Herpotrichiellaceae. Bases 1 to 4101 code for a protein of 1366 amino acids.
AUGGCCAGCACGCAGACCUCUCCAAUCCUCAUCCAGGUGCCCUCUCCUGCACACAGAUUGUCUCCAGAAGUCAGCGUCGUCUCAAUCUCAGCAUUCAGUCCGGAAUCUGUCCUACAAACGGCACCUCGUUCCGAGCCCGCAGGCCAACCUCAACCACAUCCCGAUCAGCCCCCAACCGAAAGCGAACCUCCUACAUCUACGUUAGAAAUGGUGGAUACACCUAUGGUAGAUGCGCCUCCUUCGGCGGCUGAGCCACAGUCACAACAAGAGGUGCCUUCAAGGCCGGUGGAAGGCAAUCUCGAACGACCCACCGAAGCAGAGCCAGCUGGAGGUGCGGUCUCUGAAGCCCCCUCUCAAGAAGCCGAAGGGGAACCUCCCAUCGAUGAUAGAUCUGGUGAAGAAGUCCCAACGUCUCCCGCUACACCUGUGCCGGAAGACCGUCCUCCAGAAUGGACGACCUGGGAAGAUGACCUAUCCACACCCACAGAAGAUGAAAUGGCUGAGAUCAGGUUGAGGGAAUCGAGAGGCCAAGAACUAAAUGCCUUGGACGUGCCCAGUGUGGAGAAGCGGAUCUAUCAAGACGUCGACGAUCCAGAGCAGCGACCAGUCAAGAAGCUACGGCUGAGCUGGGUCAUUAAAGGUGUCCGUGGUAUCCGAGAAAAGCCGAACAAUGCCAGAGUCAUGAUGUCUCCAGCUGCACAGGUGGAUGGCAGUUAUUGGCAGAUCAAGUUCUACCCUCGAGGCAACAAGUCCGUCUCGCUUAGUGCGUACAUCAAAUGCAGCCGACAUCCUCCCAAAUCAGACAUCGAGUAUCCGGACGGCAGCUUUUCGUUCUUGCAAGGUCCUCCAGACGCUGACCUUCGUCAUGACGUUGCCCCGAGUCACACAGUAUACACUCAGAGCACUGCAAGUGAGAGCAAGAACGACACUUCUUCAUCGUCCGAUUCAGCCUCGGACAGCUCGAAACAAGACAGCAUAGACGGCGAAGGUUCCACGGAUUCAUCACAGGCGGAUAAAGAGGAACCUCUAGAUAUCAAGUCCGCCGAAGGCGAGGAGGAGGCAGAGGAUUGGCGUGUUCCAGCGCAGCUCGGUAUGGUCAUGUACAAUCCAGAAGAGCCGCGCACCUGUCACGUUAUGUCUUCCGAGCACCAGUUCGCACAAUCGAACGAUGACUGGGGAUGGACGAACUUUGUCGGACCCUGGAGCGAAGUCCAGACGCGUGGACAUUUGCAAAGAGCGCCUCUACUGCGAAAUGAUACCAUCGCCAUUGAUGCUUACAUUCGUAUCUUCGACGACCCUACACAAGCCUUGUGGUGGCACUCUUCUGACGCAGAAAACCACUGGGAUUCCAAAUCGCUGACUGGUUACUUCCCAAUGGGCACACCUCCCCUCUACCACAGCCCUGCAGUAGCUGGUAUGACUGCUUGGCUGCUCCUGGCUCCGUUCCGAAAGAUCCUCCAGGAGGUCGAUACUGGUGACGGGCGCCAAAACCCUAAGCCGUUCAUCAGCCAGCUACAGAUGAUCCUCAACCUAAUGCGCCACUUGAAGAAAGAGAGAGAAACUUACGUGGACGUGUAUCCCGCAAUUCAGACACUUAAGGAAUUGGGAGAGGUUUAUACCGAUGUGAAGACAUUCUGGGAAGUAUUCCGCAGAACCAUUGACUUGGAGUUGAAAGGCACCCACUUCUCAAAAUCCUUGCCUGCAAUGUUCGAUACGCCGGAUGGUCCGAUGUCCCUACCAUCGUUGCCUGUUGGGGAAGGCGUCAACGAUAUCCAGCAGGGAUUGGCACAAGUUCUCCAUGACAAAAGCUUCAGCGGUCAGUUGCCGGAUUUCCUACCACUUUCGCUGGCUCGCGAGCGCUUCGACACCAAGUCCCGGGAAUGGAAACUACUCCACAAUCGCGUUUCCCUCAAUGAAACGCUGGAUAUGUCCGAUUUCAGUCUCAGUAACGACCACGCCAAGUAUACUCUGUACGGUUUCAUGGUUCAUGUUGGCGAAAGAAACUCCGGGAAAUUCUAUACUGUCCUGCGCCCUGGCGGUCCAGGCACCAAGUGGCUCGCCUUCGAAGACGGCGACGGAAACAAAGUUUUCUCAUACACGAAAAAGCGAAUUCGGAGCUUUGAGGGACUUGAAGGUCAAGCACUCAAGGACUUCAGUUCUACCAGAGAGACAGCAUAUAUGGUCAUGUAUAUCAAGACAAGCCGACUUGGGGAGUAUCUGACUGGCAAGUUGGAGCCUUACAACUCUGUGCACCCUCACUCUGAGUUUCACGGCUCUGGUGGAGCGUCUGCUCCAGAGUCGUUGCCUGCGGAGUCGUUGCCCGCAGAGUCGUUGCCUGCAGACCCUCGGCAAGUUACGGUGGAGCUGUAUUCCGACGAGUGUACGAUUGGACGGGAAGGACUGCUUGAUGUGUUUGAUCUCAAGAGGCACGCCCAGGAACAACGGAUGUGCUACUACACUAUGAGCGUUCCCGAAGGGUCCACUUACAGGGAUCUACGACAACGGCUUGCGGAAGAGCUGGAAAUUGAUGACGAGAACCAGUUACGACUCUUCACCCUAAGCUCCACUGGUCUAGAGCAUCACUUGCGUACGUGCUUGCGGCGACCAAUUGACCUGAAUGUCUCUUUGAGGUACAACGCGAGAUUUGACGAACCUCGGUGCCUAUGGUUUGCGGUGUUGAAGAACGAGAGCGAUGUCGAGCUUUUUGGUCACCAUGAUCGCCCAUUGCCCGAAGAAGUAAUGGAAGAAGGCGGACAAUCCCAGGCUUCACGACAGGAAGACGGGGCUGAUGAGCAACUUUCAGAUGCAGACGCAGAGCAAGCUUCAAUCCAAGCGGCAGUCGCCGCAGAUAUUGCCAGGAUGCCGGCCACAAGCGAGCAACCUGUCUCCCAAGUGACCGAGAUGCAGGAUCCCGACACUCCCAUGCAAAUGGACAUUCCACCGCCAACUGCUGAGGAAAGCCUCCAUGCCAAUGUACCACACGGUCAUUUGAUAGACGCAGCAGCGCACGAUGGCCCCCGAGCAAUGGAGAUCACCACUGGCAACGACGAUACACAAGAGUCUUCAGCCGAACCUGGCAGUACUUUGUCAUCGCUUGAACAAGAUAUCAUUGCCGACGCCAUUGCUCGAGCUACUGGACCCGGUGAGCCCUUGGUCGAUAUCUCCGCAUAUUAUUCGACAGUUCCGGUUCCUGACCGAGCAGAAGCAUCCACUGAGUCGUCUCAGUCCGCACAAGCAGCAAGAGGACCGCCGGAAAACGUGUACGGCUGUUUGCAGGUAUUUGACGUGGAAAGGCAGAGUUUCCAGGUGCGAGAAACAUUCUUUGCCCGAUGCGAUGAGAAAAUCAAGCCAUUCGUCCAGCAGCGCAUGGGGUUUACAGCAGAUCAAGCUUUCAAUGUCUGGUACCGAGAUUCAGCAGCUCACGGGUGCUCGAUUGCAUCAGGUGAUACAUUCCAAGACCGUGAUCUGCCUGAUGGAUGUGAGUUGAUUGUCGGUGAACAGAUUUCUGAGUCUGAAGUCAAGAGUCUCCAUAAAGAGGGCAAAUUCUCGGAUCCGUUCGAGCUGUCACAGUACCUCCUCAUGGUGGAUCGACAACAUCCGGUCCGAUCUCUGACCACCACUGAACCUAUCGAGCUGGCCGAUUUUGGCACAGACUACUACAAAGGCCCACUCGUCAAUGGACGUAAGCACGGCGAGGACUGCCUAUGGAUUAGCUCGGGCGGAAACAUGUAUCAAGGCCCGCUCAUGUGCAACAAGAAAUGUGGCAAGGGAGGGCGAAUGACUUAUCGAAACGGCGACACCUACGAAGGCAAUUGGGAUGAAGACGAGCGACACGGUCACGGGACGUUCGUCGAGAAGAGGACCGGAAACAAAUACGUCGGCGGCUUUGAGUAUGGAAAGCGCUGGGGCAUGGGCACGACCUACUGGCAGGUCGCGGACGAACAGGCCGACUUGUGCCAGAUCUGCUGCGAACAGGACAUUGACGCGCUAUUCUUCGACUGUGGCCAUGUGUGCUCAUGCGUCGAGUGCGCUAAACAGUGCGAGAUCUGUCCUAUUUGCAGAAAGACGGUGAAGCAAGUGGUUAAGAUGUUCCGAGCAUAG